UUGGCAGACACGUGGAAGCUGCAGCUCCUGCACUUCUGCCUCUUCCUGGCCAUCUCCCUGGCUGCCCUCCUGGCCAACGGCCUCAUCAUCAGCGCCGUAGCCUGCGGCCACCACCUGCACACCCCCAUGUUCUUCUUCCUGCUCAGCCUGGCCCUCCUUGACCUGGGCUCCAUCUGCACCACUGUCCCCAAAGCCAUGCACAAUUCCCUCUGGGACACCAGCCACAUCUCCUGUGCAGGAUGUGCUUUACAAGUGUUUUUCUUUAUGUUCUUCAUGUCAGCAGAGUUUUUCUUUCUGACCAUCAUGUGCUACGACCGCUACGUGUCCAUCUGCAAACCCCUGCACUACGGGACCCUCCUGGGCAGCAGAGCUUGUGCCCACAUGGCAGCAGCUGCCUGGGCCAGUGCCUUUCUCCAUUCACUGCUGCACACGGACAAUACAUUUUCCCUGCCCCUGUGCCAGGGCAAUGCCCUGGGCCAGUUCUUCUGUGAAAUCCCUGAGAUCCUCAAACUCUGCUGAUGCAAAUCCUAUCUCAGGGAACUUGGGCUCCUUGCUGUUAGUGUCUGUUUAGCUUCUGGAUGCUUUGUGUUCAUUGUUUUCUCCUAUGUGCAGAUCUUCAGGGCUGUGCUGAGGAUCCCCUCUGAGCAGGGACGGCACAAAGCCUUUUCCACCUGCCUCCCUCACCUGGCUGUGGUCUCUCUGUUUUUCAGCACUGCUUCAUUUGCCUUCCUGAAGCACCCCUCAAUCUCCUCCCCAUCCCUGGACCUGGCACUGUCAGUUCUGUACUCAGUGGUGCCUCCAGCCCNUAAUCCUCUUUUAUAUAACCUCCUUACUGUGGAGGGUGCAGAAUAUAAUCUUAAAGAAUAA
This is a messenger RNA of Sturnus vulgaris (Common starling), 867 nucleotides long. NCBI's taxonomy places the organism in Eukaryota, Metazoa, Chordata, Aves, Passeriformes, Sturnidae. The record is from RefSeq and is a predicted model, not a curated record.